This is a messenger RNA of Calypte anna (Anna's hummingbird), 4061 nucleotides long. RefSeq names its product nitric oxide synthase 2 (gene NOS2). The transcript is spliced from 30 exons. Gene Ontology annotation, biological process: nitric oxide biosynthetic process. Lineage: Eukaryota; Metazoa; Chordata; Aves; Apodiformes; Trochilidae. Gene Ontology annotation, molecular function: FMN binding; nitric-oxide synthase activity; heme binding. The record is from RefSeq and is a predicted model, not a curated record. The coding region runs from base 550 to 4026 and encodes 1158 amino acids.
UUUCUGUGAAUGUUGUUAUUGACUAUGCUCACCAUGUGUCUGCAGCAACCAAGAGAAUGAUAAUGAAAAGAUCAUGCUGUGAGAGGAAAAAAAAAUAGGGCACUUGAAAACAUGUUUUCUGGUUAUUUCCUGACACAGCCUUCCCGGCCAUGGAAAAAACUGUUCAGAGUGAUGCCCCCGAGUCCUUAUCACCCAGCGUGUGUGGCAAUCGGAGUUGCAGCACCCUGCAGGAAGGAGGGGAUGCCCAUAACCUCCAGGCUCCCGCCCAUCCCCGCGGCGUUAGGAGGGAAACAGAGCAGGAGGGAUCAAAGGAGAGAAACUUGUGCAGAGGACACCGACUCCUGGCAGGGUCAGGAGCAUCUCUCAAAGCAGGAUUAGGAGUAAAGUGUUGGGACCAGUCUCCUGCGGGACAUCCAAGCCAUCCGGCUGCUCCAAAACUCGAUUCCCCUUUCUGCUGAUUUAAAAGUUUGUGCAUCUAACAGGUGUUCCCACAUCACACAAAACAAGAUUUCAGCCCUGUGAACUGAGGUCAUAAAUAAAGCAUACAAAAUGUUGUGCCCAUGGCAGUUUGUAUUCAAGACUCGUGCUGCAAAGAGCCAGUCCUCUGGAGAAAAGGACAUUAAUAACAAUGUGGAGAAAAAUAGGAAGAUCCAUGACUUAGGAAAUAAUGAUGCCAAACUAUAUGAUCUGAAGAAGAAGCAGAUAGAGACAGCACCAGCCAUAACCUCAGCAAAGGACAGUGGUGGGAGAGAGAACCCUCCCCAAUAUGGUAUCAAAGCUUCCAAACAAAUAUCAAGAUGUCCAAGAAAUGUAAAAGUAAGAAACUUGGAAAAUGGAUCCAGCUUUCUUGACACACUGCACCUGUCAGCAAAAGAGAUUAUCAACUGCCGGACCAAAGCCUGCCAAGGGGCACUCAUGACCCCAAAGGGCCUUGUGAGAGGUACUAGAGAUGGACCCGUUCCACCAGCAGAGCUUUUACCUCAGGCAAUAGACUUCAUCAAGCAGUACUACAAUUCCUUUAAAGAGCCAAAAACAGAAGAACACCUGAUCCGACUGGAAGCAGUGACCAAGGAGAUAGAAACAACAGGAACCUACCACCUGACAAAGGAUGAACUGACCUUUGCUGCCAAACAGGCCUGGAGGAACGCGCCCCGGUGCAUUGGGAGAAUCCAGUGGUCCAACCUACAGGUGUUUGAUGCACGUGAUUGUAAAACGGCAAAGGAAAUGUUUGAGCAUAUCUGUCACCAUAUUCAGUAUGCCACAAACAAUGGAAAUAUAAGGUCAGCCAUCACUGUCUUCCCCCAGAGGACGGAUGGGAAACACGAUUUCCGUGUCUGGAACAGCCAGCUGAUCCGGUACGCGGGGUAUCAGAUGCCAGAUGGGUCUGUCAUGGGAGACCCUGCCAAUGUGGAGUUCACACAGUUGUGCAUUGAGCUGGGGUGGAAGCCGAGGUAUGGCCGCUUUGAUGUGGUUCCACUUGUUCUCCAAGCAAAUGGACAGGACCCAGAAAUAUUUGAAUUCCCACCAGAAAUUGUCCUUGAAGUGCCCAUGGAGCAUCCAAAGUAUGAGUGGUUCAAGGAGUUAGAUCUGAAGUGGUAUGCUCUGCCUGCUGUUGCCAACAUGCUGCUUGAGGUGGGAGGUCUGGAGUUCACAGGGUGCCCUUUCAAUGGCUGGUACAUGGGGACAGAGAUCGGCGUGCGAGACUUGUGUGACGUGCAGCGCUACAACAUCCUGAAGGAGGUAGGGAGAAGAAUGGGAUUGGAAACAAAGAAACUUUCAUCCUUAUGGAAAGACCGAGCUGUUGUGGAGAUAAAUGUGGCUGUGCUCUAUAGCUUCCAGAAACAGAACGUGACUAUCAUGGAUCAUCAUUCUGCUGCUGAGUCCUUCAUGAAGUACAUGCAGAGCGAGUACCGCGCGCGCGGGGGCUGCCCGGCUGACUGGGUGUGGAUUGUGCCCCCCAUAUCAGGCAGCAUCACUCCUGUCUUCCACCAGGAGAUGCUGAACUAUGUCCUCACUCCCUUCUACUACUACCAGGUGGAUGCAUGGAAAACACAUGUCUGGCAUGAUGAGACCCGAAGGCCAAAGAAAAAAGAAAUAAAAUUUAGCAUUUUGGCAAAGGCUGUGCUCUUUGCAUCUUCACUCAUGCGAGAAACCAUAGCAACCAGGACCAAGGUCACUGUCCUCUAUGCAACAGAGACUGGGAAAUCUGAAACACUGGCAAACAACCUGUGCAGCUUGUUCAACUGUGCCUUCAACACUAAGAUUCUGUGCAUGCAUGAGUACAACAUUUGUGACCUGGAAAAAGAAACACUCCUUUUAGUGGUUACUAGCACUUUUGGAAGUGGAGAUUCUCCAAACAAUGGAAAGACCCUGAAGAACUCCUUGCUCACCCUGAAGUUCCUGAGAAAAAAGAUUCGAUAUGCUGUGUUUGGUUUGGGGUCCAGCAUGUAUCCAGACUUCUGUGCCUUUGCUCAUACCAUUGAUGGAAAACUGGCCCAACUUGGGGCAUCUCAGCUCAUUCCCAUAGGUGAAGGAGAUGAACUUAAUGGGCAAGAAGAAGCCUUUCGCUCAUGGGCAGUAACAGCAUUCAAGACUGCCUGUGACAUUUUUAACAUCCGUGGGAAAACCAGCAUCCAGUUGCCAGCAAUCUAUACCUCAGAUGAAAGCUGGGAUCCUGAGAGUUACAGGAUAGUGCAUGACUCUGGAACCAUGAACUUGGCUAAAGCACUUGCAAACAUUCACGCCAAGGAUGUGAUUCUCAUGAAGCUGAAAUUCAGACAGAAUCUUCAAAGUUUAAAAUCCAGUCGUGCUACCAUUCUAGUUAAGCUUUCCUGUGAGACUAAUGAGGAAGUGCACUACCUGCCUGGAGAACAUGUUGGGAUUUUCCCAGGCAACCAACCAGAAUUAGUCCAUGGCCUCAUUGCUCGUGUCAGGGAUGCCCCCCCAGCUGAUCAGCCCAUCAGACUUGAAGCCUGUGCUGAUGGUGGCUACUGGACGAGUGACAAAAGAAUUCCAGCCUGCACACUCUCUGAGGCUUUGACAUACUUGCUUGAUAUCACUACUCCACCCUCCCAACAACUGCUAAAAAAACUCUCCCAGCUGGCAACAGCAGAAGGAGAAAAACAGAGACUGGAAGUUUUAUGUCAGAGCACAGAAGAGUACAAUAAAUGGAAGUUUUACAACAGCCCAAAUAUCCUGGAGGUCCUGGAGGAGUUUCCUUCUGCUGAGGUCUCCACAGCUUUCUUACUGACUCAGCUACCAUUUCUAAAGCCCAGGUACUAUUCUGUCAGUUCCUCCUGUGACAUGACACCCAGGGAGAUUCAUCUGACAGUUGCAGUUGUAAACUACAGGACUAGAGAUGGAGAAGGGCCUCUGCACCAUGGAGUCUGCAGCACAUGGCUGAAUACAGUAGCUAUCAAUGAAACAGUUCCAUGCUUUAUACGGAGUGCUGAGGGAUUCCAGCUCCCAGAGGAGCCAGCCAAGCCCUGCAUUCUGAUCGGCCCAGGAACAGGAAUUGCUCCCUUCAGAAGUUUCUGGCAGCAACGUCUCUAUGACUUGGAAAAGAAAGGGAUCAAGGGUGGUGACAUGAUACUGUUGUUCGGCUGCCGGCAGCCAGACAUGGAUCACAUCUACAAAGAAGAAACUGAGGAAAUGAGGAGGAAAGGAGUCCUGAAAGAAGUCUAUACAGCUUACUCCAGACAACCUGGCCAAGCCAAAGUCUACGUUCAAGACAUUCUUCAGAGCAAGUUGGAGACCAAAGUGUGCAACAUUUUGAACAAGGAGGAAGGGCACCUCUACAUCUGUGGAGAUGUGCGCAUGGCCAGGGACGUCGCUCAGACUUUGAAAGGGAUUCUUGCAAAAAAACUGAACCUCAGUGAACAGCAGACAGAGGAGUAUUUCUUCCAGCUAAAGAGCCAAAGGCGAUACCAUGAAGAUAUAUUUGGGGCUGUAUUCCCACAUGAAGUCAAAAGACAUGUAAGAGCUUUGCAGCCCAGCAGUUCAAGGACAAAUCAACUUAGAUUUUAGCCAGUACUUGCACAUGUAUUGUUAUAUUAAAAAUC